AUGUCGGAAGCACCAAAAAAUAGUGAUGAAAGUGAUACAGAUGUACUACUGGGUGGGAUUUUUGGAAACAAUGAUUAUGAGGAACCGGUAAUAAAGGGACACCUGGUGAAAUUUUAUACAAUGCUUGGCAUGCCUAUAGAUAUACACCUUAUAGGAAAAUCACCUUUGUAUGGACACAUAUUGACAAAUGCAUGCAAGUAUAUUGCAAAAUAUCUGGAGAAAAAUAUGGAUACACUGGUAAAAGACCGAACCGUUAUAGAAUUUGGUUCUGGCGGUGCUCUUCCAUCCAUCCUCUGCGCCAAAUUAGGAGCUUCAAUGGCUUUAGCAACAGAUUAUCCCGAUCCAGAGUUAGUAAACAACAUAGAAUACAAUAUAAAGAUGAAUAAAAUUCAGAACAACUGUAAGUCCUUAGGAUUCAUAUGGGGAAACGAUAUCAGCGACAUACUAUCACUGAUAUCGGGACCCCCAGUUGAGAGGAAAACAUUUGAUACCAUCAUUUUAAGUGAUGUUAUUUUCAAUCACACUGAGCAUUACAAGUUGCUAAAAACAUGCAAACAAUUGAUUACGCCGAAAACUGGUAAAGUACUAGUUGCAUUCACUCCUCAUAGACCUCAUCUUCUCGACGCGGAUUUAUCAUUUUUCCAAAAGGCACAGGAACAACCGUACAAUUUCAAGCUUGAUUUUAUCGAAAUGGUGCACUACUCGCCUCUUUUCAAAGAUGAUAAAGAUGAAAGCACAAGGGAAAUCAGGAGUCGUGUAUACAUGUAUAUCUUGUACACAUGA
Messenger RNA from Brettanomyces bruxellensis, 783 nucleotides. RefSeq lists its product as uncharacterized. Gene Ontology annotation, molecular function: protein-lysine N-methyltransferase activity. The record is from RefSeq and is a predicted model, not a curated record. Lineage: Eukaryota; Fungi; Ascomycota; Pichiomycetes; Pichiales; Pichiaceae. Gene Ontology annotation, biological process: peptidyl-lysine dimethylation. The transcript has a single exon. Bases 1 to 783 code for a protein of 260 amino acids.